Closterium sp. NIES-67 is the source of this 3848-nucleotide messenger RNA. Lineage: Eukaryota; Viridiplantae; Streptophyta; Zygnematophyceae; Desmidiales; Closteriaceae. The record is from the annotation of a GenBank genome assembly.
AUUCCGUCGCUGAUCAUGAGCUUCCAUGAUUCAUCGUGGACCCAUUCUUUCAGAGAGGAUAGUCGUCGUUAGGGAAAAGUAACUAGGCGGCAGUAGACCAAGGAUGGAGAUGCCUUGUGUAUACAGACAGUGUCCUGGCUCUUGGAACUGUCGGCUGCAUAGAUCGGGGAAAGUAAUGCCAUCGGCUCUGUACGUCACGUGUCAUGGCACCAAACCUGUGAUAAAAAACGUUGCUGGACACUGCAUGUCGGGAGAAGUUCGUCCAUCAGCGAAGCAUAUUGCGAUAACCAGGAGCGAAUGGCGAACGAGCGAAGGCCAUCGCGAACCUGAGCCGGCGAAACCUAUGGAGCCGAGCAUUAUUAGAAGGCCGUGUGGCAACGAGCACGAAGAGCCUAUUGCAGUCCCUACUGAGGUAUAUGGCUCAUCAGACGCCUCUUUACGGCCUUCCACAGAUGGGCUAGUCGAACGAAACAUCAGGGUGAGAGACGGCAGAGACAGCAGAGACGGCAGGGACUGGCGGGGGAAGGUAGUAGGAGGCGAUAGGGUUAACGAUCUCGUGCGAAUCCAACACAGGAGAAAGGAAUGCUUAGUGAGGAAGCCCACCAAGCAGGGAAGGAAUGCGGUGUGGAAAGCGCGCGAGCGAUUGAAGAAGAAUUCAGCUGAUUCGGAUCGGCUUGUAACGGAGCGUAACGCCUGGAGAGCUAGUGAGAAUGCUUUAACGUUGUCAGAUCGGCGAUGGACGGCAGAUUCGGCGAGUACCCGACAAGAGAAAUCUGUUGCACAAGCGCCAGUGCGGGCUGUGAGAGGAGCGGAGGAACGGCACUUGGCAGAAUCAACAGAAUCUGUUCAUGUUACUGACAGUGAUAGUAACGCAGCUGCUCCUACCGGGGAGCGAGACUCUGCCGGGCAGCUGUUGCUGCCGAGUUCUGUUGGUGAAGCAAGAUUUCCCAAUGCAGAGAGACCUGGGGAGGAGGUCGGGAAGCCUAGAUGGAUAGAAAGGCGUAUUACUGUAGAUAGAUUUCCGAAACGAUCUAUGGCAGGUGCUGCAGGCCAGAUCAGCAGCAGCAGGCGCUGGGGGAGUGACACCGCGGCUGGCAUUGGAAGCAACAUGGUUGGGGGGAAGGGGCGAGGGAGAGGGGGAGCGAGAGAAAGGGCGGCGGCAGCAGCAGCAGAGAUCAGGGCACGGGGGUUGGCGAGAACAGCAGAGGUGGUUGAGUGUGUCGCACACCAUGACCUGGCGAUUGAUAAUCGGACUCUCAAUCUCCUGCUCGGGGUGAUGGUGGGAGGCAGAGCGGUAUCGGAUAGCGGAGAUGUUAUAAAGAAGCAGGGACAUGGCGGGGGAGCUGCAGAUCGGAAACCUCCAGCAGUACAUGGAGCGGAGAAGUCAGGGUUUAUGGGGGAGGAUAUCUACGAUGUCAUGCUGGGGGCGUGCGUGCAGUGUGUGGACUGGAAGGGCGCUCUUGCCAUCUACCACCACCUCUCAGCACAUGGUGCUGCUGCAGCAUCAGCAGGAGCGUCAACAACAGCAGCAUCAGGAGCAGCAGCAACAGCUCCCUCACAUGUGACAGCAGCAGCCCACCAGCAGCGCCAGCAUCAGCAGCGCCAGCAUCAGGAGCAUCAACAGCGCAUGCCGACCUCCCAUCAGUUUGGCCUGGUGCUGAGAGCAUGUGCCAGAGCGGGCAGGUGGCAACUCGCCCGGGAUUUACUGAUGGCUGCUGAUGUUGUCUUCGUUGCUGCCCUUGUUGCUGCUGAUGGUGGUGGUGGUGGUGCUCCUGGUGCUGCUACUUCUGCUUAUUCCUCUGGUGCUGUUGCUGAUGGUGCUAGUGCUGCUGCCAGUGCCGUUAUUGGUGCUGGUCCUGGUGCUGUUGAUGAUGGUGCUAGUGCUGCUGCCAGUGCCGUUAUUGGUGCUGGUCCUGGUGCUGUUGAUGAUGGUGCUAGUGCUGCUGCCAGUGCCGUUAUUGGUGCUGGUUCUGGUGCUGUUGCUGAAGGUGAUGGUGGUGGCGCUGUCGCUUCUCCUCUUCCCCCCCUCUCCCCACACCACCCGCCCCUUGCCACCUCACCGGCAAUGUUCACUGACGUCAUCACAGCCUGUGCCAGGUCAGCACAACCAAUCCCAGCGCUCCGUCUGCUCGACCGCCUCGACUCCCACCCUUCCCCUGCCCUGCAUGCUGACGUGGCAGCCUACACAGCUGCCAUCUCAGCGUGUGCGAGCGUCGGCCAAUGGGAGAACGCUAUCCGGCUGAUGAGUAGGAUGCAGCAGGAGCCAAUCGGGAAAGAGAUAGGGGCAGGUAUGGGGAGGGCAGCGGCAGCCUCUGCCGUGCCUCGGGCUUAUGAGGCUCGGCCAAGGCUGGAGGCUCGGGGAAAACUGGAGGUUAGUCGGAAGCCUGCAGUUCGGCCGAACGUGGUGACGUGGACGGCGGUGUUGUCAGCAUGCGCCAUGGCAGGGCGUGCUGACGUGGCAAUGGAGGUGCUGCAGAGGAUGAUGAGAGAAGGGAGGGGGGAGGAGGAUGAGGGGAAAGGGGAGGUUGAGAGGAUAUUACGUGGAGGAGGGAAAGAGAGUGGAGAGGAGGAAGGAAUGGAGAUGACAGGUGCCACCUCAGCAACUUGCUUGGAUGCCACGUCAGAUGCCACCUCAGAUUGCCGUCCCAAUGUGGUGACGUGGACGGCAGUUCUGACUGCAUGUGCGAGGGCAGGGGAGUGGCAGCAGGCGGAGGCACUGUUCACUCAGAUGCAGACAAACGGUGUGAUGCCGAACGAGGUCUCCUGGGCAGCACUGAUCAGCGCAUAUGCUAAGGGUGGGCAGUGGGAGAAGGCAGUAGGUGCUUUGAGACUCAUUGAAGGGGGAAGAAGUGGGAGGAAAGAGGAGAGAGGCAGUGGCGGUGGAAACCAAAAGGGAUUUGAAGGAGGGGAGAGUGAUGUAUCACCAUUAGCAGUAGCAGAGGCAGCAACAAAAGCAUCAGCGUCAUCAUCAUCAUCAGCAGCAGCAGCAGCAGCAACAGCAUCUAGCCCAUCAAACCCCCCUCAAUCAUUCCCCCUCCCAUCGGCCUGGAACGCUGCUCUGCACGCGUGUGCCAAGGCCGGCAAGUGGAAGCUGCUGGGAAGUCUCGUCCAGGAGAUGCAGGAGGCCAGGUGCCCCCCCUCUGUGGUGACCUAUGGCGUGCUGGUGGGGGGGUAUGGCAGAGCGGGGCAAGCCACACUAGCAAGAGGAGCUUUUGAGGCGAUGCUGAGUGCAGGGAUAAGGCCGAAUGCAGUCGUCUGUGCGUCAAUGGUGCGAGCAUAUGCCCGAGCCCGCCAGUUUGGGCAGGCCAUGAAAUUCUUCGAGGCGAUGCCCGGGAUGGGGGUGAUUCCCGACAAAUACACCUACACAGCGCUUCUCUGGGCUUGUGGCACGUGCGGGCAGUGGCGCCGGGCAGAAGAAAUUUUCGAGAGGAUGAAGCGGCAGGGCUGCGUACCCGAUGGGGUAACGUACAGAACGCUUAUAGAGAGUUAUGAGAUGAAUGGGGAGUGGGAUAAGUCUAUGGAGGUGCUCGAAGAUAUGAACUCGUUGUCCUCGAGAUUGUUACAGCGGGCACGGCAAGGGCAGCGGCAGUGAGUGGGCAUUGGUUUCGUUUUUUUAGGCAUGUGUAAUGUGCACGAAUGUCACUGGAACUGCAAGCCUUCCCUAUACGGGCACCCAAGGUAAUUAGCCCUUGAUAAAUUAGCACAUUUUCUCUGGAAAUUUUGAAGCAAAUACCAGAGAUUUAGAGGUCGGCUUUCAUGUAUUGAGUACUGUCAACUUAUACCUGUCUUGUAUGUAGAAGUUAUAGGCUAGCCUAGGUGUGUGCUUCUAGUGAGUACAACUCCAACAG